GAGAAAGAGAGGAAGAGGCCAAGUCAAGCUUUGAAGUUUUUUUUUUAUAUUUAUUUUUCUCAUUUCAUCCGUUUUCCUGUGUUCGUCAUGGCACUGCUCUCCGAUCUCAUCAACUUGAACCUCUCUGAGACCACUGAGAAGGUGAUUGUAGAGUACAUAUGGGUUGGUGGAUCUGGUAUGGACCUUAGAAGCAAAGCCAGGACCCUUUCUGGACCAGUUAGCGAUCCUGCAAAGCUUCCCAAAUGGAACUAUGAUGGUUCUAGCACUGGCCAAGCUCCGGGGGAAGACAGUGAAGUUAUUCUAUAUCCUCAAGCAAUUUUCAAGGACCCAUUCAGGAGAGGCAACAACAUUCUUGUGAUGUGUGAUACUUAUACCCCUGCCGGAGAGCCAAUUCCGACCAAUAAGAGGUGUAAUGCUGCAAAGAUUUUCAGCCACCCUGAUGUUGCAGCUGAAGUGCCUUGGUAUGGUAUUGAGCAGGAGUAUACUUUGUUGCAGAAAGAGGUAAAAUGGCCAAUUGGCUGGCCUGUGGGCGGUUUUCCUGGACCUCAGGGACCAUACUAUUGUGGUAUUGGUGCUGACAAAGCUUGGGGCCGUGACAUUGUUGAUGCACAUUACAAAGCGUGCCUUUAUGCUGGCAUCAACAUCAGUGGAAUCAAUGGAGAAGUGAUGCCAGGCCAGUGGGAAUACCAAGUUGGCCCUUCUGUUGGCAUCUCUGCAGGAGAUGAAUUAUGGGUGUCUCGUUAUAUUCUUGAGAGGAUCACAGAGAUUGCUGGGGUGGUGCUUUCUUUUGACCCGAAACCCAUCCAGGGUGAUUGGAAUGGAGCGGGUGCGCACACAAAUUACAGCACCAAGUCGAUGAGAAAUGAUGGAGGGUUUGAAGUCAUCAAAAAAGCCAUUGAAAAGCUUGGGCUGAGGCACAAGGAACACAUUGCAGCUUAUGGAGAAGGCAAUGAACGCCGUCUCACUGGACGACAUGAAACUGCUGACAUCAACACAUUCUUAUGGGGAGUGGCAAACCGAGGAGCCUCCAUUAGAGUUGGAAGAGACACAGAGAAAGCUGGGAAAGGAUAUUUUGAGGACAGAAGGCCUGCUUCAAACAUGGAUCCUUAUGUGGUCACCUCCAUGAUUGCAGAAACUACCAUCCUCUGGAAGCCAUAAGACACCCAUCUCCUCCGUCCCAACAGGCUUGUGGGAUUGUCUUGUUGGAAUUUCCUGUGAAAAUUGUCUCCUUAGAACUGCUUGUCCUGGUUUAAUAGCUUCCAUGUGUUUGGAUUACGAUAAAGAUCAGUCUCAUAAAAUAAGAGGCUAUUGGGGUUGCUCCAAUUUCGAUCAUUUUAUGCUGUCUUAUGUAUUAUGCUACGGAAAUAUCAUCAUAUGAUUUAAUGUCGUAUUGGUUAGGCCACCUCUAUUUACUAU
This is a messenger RNA of Vitis vinifera (wine grape), 1416 nucleotides long. RefSeq names its product glutamine synthetase (gene GS). Gene Ontology annotation, cellular component: cytoplasm. NCBI's taxonomy places the organism in Eukaryota, Viridiplantae, Streptophyta, Magnoliopsida, Vitales, Vitaceae. Gene Ontology annotation, molecular function: glutamine synthetase activity. The transcript has 11 exons. The record is from RefSeq and is marked provisional. The coding region runs from base 88 to 1158 and encodes 356 amino acids.